CGACGAGUUCCUAAUAAAUAGGCGCUGUGGCCAAAUAAUGUUGCUAUUAGCUUUUCGCUUUUCGCUUUUCGCUUUUUCUUUUUACAUUUUCAGUUUACUACACAUACUAUCUUUAGUAAACUCCACACCAACACCAUCUAUCUCACAUCCAUGCGCUUCCACAUUGCUACGCUUGCUAUAAUUGCUCAGACUGCCAGCGCCCAGUUUGAGUUUAACCCUGGCACCUAUAGCAGCUCGGAGCUGUUUGAUAUAAUUUCUGGAUACUACGUCAGUUAUGCGUCCAUAUGGGAGGGCCAGCUUACCAGCGCCCGGGCGUCUCUGCCCGGAGCGUACAUGCAGCUCACAUCAAUUUUUAAUACCGACCAGAUUCCCGAGUCAUUCAAUCCGGCUUUUGUAAGCAAACUCGUACAGGAGCUAGUUGAGAUAGGCCACACGACUGUAGUCGACGCGCAGAUUGACAGCAACACAUUGAUUUUCACUUUGCCGCCCUCGUCUUCACAAAGCACACCUGCUGUAUCACAGACUAGAACCACAGAAGCUGAAUCGUCGCCCUCACCAACACAAGCCUCCGAGACAACACGCAAGUCUGUUGAUAACGACGUUUUUACUCUCAUUACAAAAUCAACGUUGAGCUCAGAAAAUAGCGAGCCAAAUAAAAGUGGAAGUACUACCAACGCCAGCAGGAGCAUUCUUUACACAGCAGCCGUUGCCGCACUGUCUCUCGCAUGUGCUGCAUAUUCUUUUUAAGUGUAUCAUAAGCGCAUUGGAGCAACAAAUAUUUAUCAUUUAAGCAUGAAUAUAAUGAUCGACACAACCAGAGUACUUGUAUGGCAAAUAUCGCUGCUAUCUAAAUUAAUAAAACCUAAUUAAUGCACGAGC
Molecule: messenger RNA, 879 nt
Organism: Kickxella alabastrina
Lineage: Eukaryota; Fungi; Kickxellomycota; Kickxellomycetes; Kickxellales; Kickxellaceae
Exons: 2
Coding region: 151-747 (198 amino acids)
Source: RefSeq, a predicted model, not a curated record